Messenger RNA from Tricharina praecox, 849 nucleotides. RefSeq lists its product as uncharacterized. NCBI's taxonomy places the organism in Eukaryota, Fungi, Ascomycota, Pezizomycetes, Pezizales, Pyronemataceae. Bases 48 to 731 code for a protein of 227 amino acids. The transcript has a single exon. The record is from RefSeq and is a predicted model, not a curated record.
GGAAGGGGGAGGAGGCGGUAACAUUUUCACUCUAAGAGGAAGGGAGCAUGAGGAUGCUGCUCCAAGAGGAAGGGGUGGAUCCACUCACAGAGGUAGGAACGAGGACGACCAUUCCAGAGAAGGAAGGAGUGGUUAUGCUAGCAGAGGGAGAGAUGAUGAUUCCAGUCCGAAGGGGAAGGGCAACCGCUAUGCUUCGCGGGGAAGAGGUAGAGGGAGGGGCAAAACCCGCUCUUCUUCGCGAGAACGUGGUGGUUACGCUCCUAGAGGAAGAGGCUCUCCUAGAGGAAGAGGCUCUCCUAGAGGAAGAGGCUCUCCUACUGAUGACCGCAGAGGAUUCGAUUAUCCUCACAGAUCGCCCGGAUACCGCCCUCCGGGCCCCUCAAGGCCCGAUCCAAGAAGUCUGGAUAGAUCCCGUGCUCGGAGCAGAUCCCGUCCUCGGGGUAGACCCGGUGCUUGGAGCCACUUCCCUCCGAGGAGCAAAUCCCGUCCUCCAGUCCAGUCCAGGCCCCCUCCGAGGAGUCCUGGAGCGCCCCGCCCAAAGAGUGCCAAUCAGUUCCGUCAGAAGAGUCCUGACCAGCGCCCCCCUCCCGGCAAUACCCGUCCUCCCCCUGCUACUCUCCCUUCAAGAAGCCCUCCGAGAGACCCUAGGCUCCCUAGGCCUUGAUAAUAGGUACAUAGACCGAUUCAUCAUGUUGAAUGCGGGAUCAAGAUUUUCUUUUGUGUACUUUUAAUACUAUCAAUCACUGUGCACGUCUGAUGUUCUAUCUUUUUGUUUGUUUAUUCAUUGUGCAUGCGACCUAUCUACUCUGGAUCAUAGCAAUAGGUAUAGAGUACACGCUCCAUUUCCAC